Messenger RNA from Anguilla rostrata (American eel), 4962 nucleotides. RefSeq lists its product as uncharacterized. The transcript has 3 exons. Bases 623 to 1600 code for a protein of 325 amino acids. The record is from RefSeq and is a predicted model, not a curated record. NCBI's taxonomy places the organism in Eukaryota, Metazoa, Chordata, Actinopteri, Anguilliformes, Anguillidae.
GGGAGGGUGCGUGGGUGUAUAUCGGAACAUCCAAAGACUAACAUUUAAAUCUGUUUGCCGUGUAGUAAGACACACUGUAAUUUCUUGGCAUUUUUAAAAUUGCGAUUUAUUUACCAGAUUACUAGAUUUUGUCUUAAUUUGAAGAUCGACAAUUGGCUGCUUCGUUGAUUUCCUACGGAAAGUUCGCCAAAUUUUCCCCUCGGGGGUUGGAACUGGACGUUUUUGUGGGCGUGCCUUUGCCGACUGUAUCUAUUAGCUGCUGCUGUAUUCGUUUCGGAGUUCAAUCGGUGGUAUCCCGACCGAAAACGCUAGCCAUAUUGUGUAUCGCUUCUUUCGUGGAAGUGUUACGAAUACCGUUUCAGAAUAAACUUAGGCUGUUAUGCACAGGAAAUCUACUGGUUCAUACCUAAAUUUGCCUUGUCCUCUCCAACCAGAACACAUACGCUAUCUGCUGUUUUCUCGUAAAACAAAACGUGUAUAGCUGUCUUGCUUUUCAGCUUAAAUUGCAUUGCAAAGCAUGCAGAUCACGGCAUCAACCUGGAGAGGAGUUAUUGCGCAUUCCACAGAGUUCCAGGAACCACGAUAACAUUAAGUACAGAGUGUCAGUGGUCGAGGUCCGGCAAUGGAUGGGUGGAGGGGUUUCGCUGCAGCAGGAGCCGAUGAACUGAAGCUCAAACCUGUGCCCAUAAAACCCCAGCUGGACAAAGAAACCCAGCAUACCAGGCAAGAGGAGGGGGGGGAGGAGGGCGUGCCCGUAGAACCAACGCCUAUCAUUGUGAAAAAAGAGGACAUAUCCAACGUGCCUUGUAAGGUUCCAAAAUUCCAGUACGUGGACUUCCCCUCCUUGCACCAGUGUAUUCAGCAAUUAGCCAUACCCCCGCUAGAGAGCUGGCUGGCGAGGUGCCCAGCUGGUUGGCCCCCGAGCCGAGGCUCCAGGGACACUACGGAGAGAGUCCCGAAAUUUAAGUAUGUGGAUUACCCUUCACUGCACCACUGCAUCCAGCAGCUUUCUGUGCCGCCCCUGGAGAGCUGGAGCUCGGGGCUGCCGCGCUCAGUGGGCAGCAGUGGCUUCAGGCUGGGGACUGGAACAGCGGGGCCACCUGGCACUGCCAACCAGGAGCAGGGAAGCCUGGUGUCAGGGCACAAACGGGACAGAGACUCUGUCCUCCCAGGGCCCAGUCCUGGUCCGGUCCAGAAGAAGGUUGCCUCAGACACGACUUCUCAUAAGCAUUCAGUGCGUGUCAUUGGCCAGCCCGAGGCCAAACCGCUGAUUGACAGCUCAGACAGAGGACAGCCCUACACAGGGACUACCAAGGGCAGUGAGUUCCAAAGGCAUAAUGUCCUGGCCCCUCACAGGGCAACAGCCAAAAUGAAGGCGGGUAAAGGGAGGCAGCGCCCUCUUAACAGAAUGUUUUUGGACGUGGAGUCGGACCAAAUGCAGCCUGGAGGCCGACCCGACCUAAGAGACUCUAAGGAUCCUGAGGAGUCCUUCUGGAGAACCGUUACAGAGUCAGUUUGUCCGUUUUGCCAAAAGAUGUUCACAGAUCCAGAGGAGUUAAGAGUUCACCAGAAAAGCCAUCGAGACAAGAAGUCACACUGACAACUUAUCCAUAGACACAUCCCCCAGCCCCGCCUUUCUCCCCAGCUGACUGCCCGCGAGUACCUUCACACCACGCCUGCCUUGACUGCAGAACAGAGCGAUGACCCUGCGCGGGAAGGAACCGAGGUCCGGAUGCCUCAGCAGCCACUCAACACCUGCGAGAGGAAAGGCCUCGGCAGUCCUGCACAGAUGUAGACCCUGCUGUCCCUUAGGGAAACUGCACCCUAAUGUUACUGUACUUUGUUGAUAACAACAGAAAUCACAUAAUUUAAUUAUCCUAAAUAACUGUGGUUAAAAUAUUUUUUGAAAAGAAGUUGUGGUGCCACUUCCCUCUUUGACUCAUCCAUCCGUCAGUAAUACAUUGAGAGUGGGCAUGGUUGCCCCGGUGGUGAAAGCACAUAACUUGGGCAGUUACUUGGGACUUUUCCAGGAUGGGAUGUUAUCUAUAAUAUUAUUAUUUGGUAAUUCUAAUUUUAUAUUUUACCAUAUUAUCGGUGGACAGAUCUAUUUACCAUCAAAAUUUGAUUUUAGAGUAAAGUUCCCCUUUUACUUUUGCCAUAUGAUGCAAAAUGGCUGUGAAAUUUGUGAGGCUGGCUGAUGAAAAGUUUACAGAGUGAGGCUGCUUCGUGGCUUAUCCUGUUAAGCCACUGUUCUCCUGCAUGGAUAGGCCACACAGGCAGGUAUCAAAUCCAGACCGUGCCAGUGCCGACUUUGGCUGGCAGCCCCACCAAGUGUGCAUCACCCAGCGUUGGGAGGACUUCAGUCAGCUAGGAUGUCAUCUCAUCCUGUUCAAGUGAUGCCCACUAGUUCAUAUGUCCACCUGUUAAAGGGGAUACUUAACUUUUUCUUAUUUAAAAUAAAAAAUAAAAAAAAGUAUUUCAGUUUUAAUGUAUGUUCUUCAUUGGCCCAGAGAGUUUUUUUGUGAGAUGAAGGAUAUCUUUGAUUCUUACAGAAGAUUUUGAGGACCUGAAAGCUUUACAAUAAUAGAUAUUGGGCCAUUCACGGGUUUGUGGUAAAGCAAGCAUAUGCAAUUAAAAUAACUCCAAAGCAGCUUGACAACCAUGUUAUGCCUUCAAAGCUUGUAUGCUUGUGUAUUACCUGAUCACUUUUUAAAAAUGAGAAUCUUAUAUUUGGUUAGAACUAUUUCUUAUGGAACAUGCAGCCUGACACUGUUGUGCCCAAAGAAAGAAACAGUGUGGCUUCCAGUGUGAUCGGUACUAUACAUGGACAGAAGAAAUUCACUGCGUGAGAGAGGAAACCUCAAAGCUACAAAUUGACAGGACUGAAAAUGGUGCUUGUGCAGUUUGUGCUUGUGCAGUUCCAAUUUCUGGGGGAAAAAAUGACAAAAUGGACUUGAUGUCACUUUCAACAGUUACUUUUUGACAACCAAGAUUUAUUGACAAUGUGGCUAGUUGUUCUGAAUGAAUGGGAUGUCAGCACACCAGAUCACCUUCCUUCUUCGACCUCUCCCCUAGCCAAUAUCCGUUGCAACUUCUAAUCCAUAAAUUCAGGCCUGAGCAAAUAUGAUUUGGCAGUGUAGCUGAAACUGUUCUGUUUUUUUGUUGGACAAUCACAGCUUCAGUUUCAAUUUGUGAGUAGCUCGGCUAACGUCAGGCAUGCAACAAUGAAAACAGUGUGGUUGGCUGCCCCAUCUCUGGUCCUUGGACGAGAAGAGCUUGCACCACUUGAAAAUUGGGAAGCAAAGAAUUGUCGGCAGAAUAUAAAAAUAAUAAUUGUGAAUAAGCUAUAAAAUUAACGUUCGCAUGUAUAACCUCUGGAAACACAACAAGGGUGUACAAGUUGCUUUGGAGUUGCUUGCAUAUUUCCUUUCUUUAGGCAGGAACCCCUCAAGGCCCGGAUGCUGUAAAGCCGGCCGUCAUUGAAAGUUCUGUACCUAAAAGGUUCUUCAUUGCACACAACAACUGUCUGGGAAAAUCGGAAGGCAUACACUAAAAAAGGAAAUGAAAAAACUACAGAAUGCGAGGUCGUGUCUGCAUGCCCCCCCACUUGCGAACUGCUGUGUGAUAAGCAGCAGUUGACAUCUUGCUAUAGAGCAGGGAUCAUCAACUCUGGCCCUCAAAUCCAAAUCCAGCCCUGGUUUUCUUUUCUCUCGAGUAAUUAGUGCUACUGAUUGGCCAGACUGUCUUCACACCUGACUCCCAGGCAAAGGGAGGGUGGAAAACAAGCAGUUCUCGGCCCUCGAGGACCAUGAGUUGCUGAUCCCUGCUAUAGAGGAUAGCAGCGUGAGCAUGUUUGGGCAUUCCAGAUUGGGGGAAAAAGGAAAGGGGGGACAAAAAAUUAAAGGUCUAGAGCAGGGGUGUCCAAUCUUAUCCAUGAAGGGGUGGUGUGGGUGCAGGUUUUUGUUUUCGCCCAACACUAAGACACGUGAUUCUACUUAUAAAGGUCUUGGUGAAGACCAUGAUUAGUUAAUUAGUUGAAUCAUAUGUAGUGCAGGGCUAAGACAAAAACCUGCACCCACGUCGGCCCUUUUCGGAUAAGAUUGGACAUCACUGGUCUAAAGAGAGCUCUGCUAGUGCCGUUUGCCAUCCCUCCUUCUGAAAACUAACCCACCCUCCUCCCUUUUUGUGCCAUGUUUUGAAGCGGUUCCUAACAAUAAUGCUGAGAGCAAGAGAAUCACUUCCAAUCACUCUUACUAAAAGCACAGACAUUUUAAUUGUGAGAACUGGGAGAGAUGACUGCAGAGCUGCAGCUGGGGGGCACACAGAUUUUUAUUCUCUAGAGUUUCUUUGGCCCUAAUUUAGCUUAUUGUGUGGCUGGUGAGGAAAAACCAACAAUUCUCAUGUCUCAAAUGUCAGAAACACAAAAGAAAACUUUCAUUUUGUAUGGCAUAAUAUCUGAGGAUUUUGCCAAAUGUUUCUUCUUAAAAAAGGAUACGCAUAUUUAGAUUUUAUGUGCUUUUUUGUGGAGUAUAUUCAAUCAAUCAAUCAAAUUUUGUAUCUUUACAGCACUCUUAAAUUGUCGUUGUGCACAGUGUGCAUUACGAAGUAGUGGAAAUCGGUGGUGGACAUUUUACCAUAUGGCUUUGAUUAGAUACUACAGCCUGAGAAUCUUCGAGGAGUGUUGGCAGUACAGUAGCAUCUUCAGCUCUGGUGGUGUUGGAAAAAACUAUUCAGUUUAUCGGGUGCCUCUGUAGUCAUGAGAUUUGCUUACUCCACAAUAAGCUAAACGAGGAGAAUAAUCACAAGCUUUAGGACGUAAUCUAAUUAUCUUUGUUUAUAUUUUUAAUAUGUUCAAUGGUAAUUCAGCCAUAUUUUACUUAGUCUAGAUUGUGUGCUUUUGUUUAGUGUUGUUUUAAGAUGUUUCAUUGUUAUGUGCGCAUUAAAUAUAAUUUUUUGAAACAA